Messenger RNA from Staurois parvus, 630 nucleotides. The record is from the annotation of a GenBank genome assembly. NCBI's taxonomy places the organism in Eukaryota, Metazoa, Chordata, Amphibia, Anura, Ranidae.
GCAGAGAGGGGUGGAGGGGCACUGAGUGGAGGCCAGUGGAGUGGAUUGGCAGAGAGGGGAUGGAGGACAAUGAAUGGAGGCCAGUGAGGGAUGGCAGGAGGGGUGGAGAGGCCAGUGGAGUGGAUUGGCAGAGAGGGAUGGAGGACAAUGAAUGGAGGCCAGUGGAGGGAUUGGCAGAGAGGGGUGGAGGACACUGAGUGGAGGCCAGUGGAGGGAUUGGCAGAGAGGGGUGGAGGACAAUGAAUGGAGGCCAGUGGAGGGAUUGUCAGAGAGGGGUGGAGGAAGUGGAGGGGUGGCAGAGAGGGGUGGAGGACACUGAGUGGAGGCCAGUGGAGGGAUUGGCAGAGAGGGGUGGAGGGCACUGAGUGGAGGCCAGUGGUGGGAUUGGCAGAGAGGGGUGGACUGGAAGGGGGUGAAAGUGUCCGGACUGGAAGGGGUGAAAGUGUCCGGACAGGAAGGGGGGAAGUGUCCGGACUGGAAGGGGGGGAAGUGUCCGGACUGGAAGGGGGGGGGGGGAAGUGUCCGGACUGGAAGGGGGGAAAGUGUCCGGACUGGAAGGGGGGGAAAGUGUCCGGACUGGAAGGGGGGGGGGUAAGUGUCCGGACUGGAAGGGGGGGAAAGUGUCCGGAC